This is a messenger RNA of Acaromyces ingoldii, 588 nucleotides long. RefSeq lists its product as hypothetical. Gene Ontology annotation, biological process: GPI anchor biosynthetic process. The coding region runs from base 19 to 285 and encodes 88 amino acids. The transcript is spliced from 3 exons. NCBI's taxonomy places the organism in Eukaryota, Fungi, Basidiomycota, Exobasidiomycetes, Exobasidiales, Cryptobasidiaceae. The record is from RefSeq and is a predicted model, not a curated record. Gene Ontology annotation, cellular component: endoplasmic reticulum membrane; dolichol-phosphate-mannose synthase complex. Gene Ontology annotation, molecular function: enzyme regulator activity.
CGGAGGCCGAAGACAGCUAUGGCCAUCUCCGAUCGGAUCUUGGGCGGGCUGAUGCUCCUCGUCAGCACAUUCGUCUUCUCUUACUACACGACCUGGGCCCUUCUCACACCAAUCUUUCCUGAUGACUCGGUGAUCCAGACCUACUUUCCUCCCCGAGAAUGGGCGAUUCGACUGCCCGCCAUCAUCCUCGUCGUCGGUUUGGGCGUCGUGGGGUCAUUUGUCGGUCUGGUGAUGCAAAAGGAGGCGGCGAAGAAGCGCGCAAAGGACGCAAGAAAGGGAGCAUGAGGACAAACCAGAGAGGAGCUGUGGUCGAUUGUUAAGCAAUGACUAUCGCAUCACGCUACGUUGAUUGGCUGGUCGGGGGAGCAGAUGCCAGGGGUUCUGUCUCCUAACUUGGGACUCAUGAGCCAUGGAGCGAAUGUGCUUUACACAAUCGCUCUGGUAUGACUGCUGUCGUUGUUGAGUGUUUACCAUCGCUCCUCGCCAUGAGCCGACAUCACAAUGAUGCCCUCUUCUUUGCUUGCAGCCCUCAGCGCUGCGAGGCGGAGCAUUCGAAACAUAAGAUACAUUGACCCUAGUCUUCAGCCC